AUGGCUCGAGCAGCUGUCAUCCCGAAGUCGUCGCCCCCUAAACGGGCCACGCGCACCACCGCGAAACGAGCGGCGACUACAUCAACGACGACAACGACCACUAAGACUACCAAGACCGCUACUAAGCCGGCAACACGAACGACGACAAAGGGAAAGGCACCAACGUCGGCUACCGAAGCCAGGAAACGGGGCGUGCGCACCGCAGCGGCGGCGAGUAAACAGGCCGACGAUAGCUCGGACGAUGGAACCGAUGACGAACUUGGAGAUAUUGAUACCAAGCAGAAGAGCUCUACGUCGAGAGCUAAGGCGAAGCCGUCUGCUGCUACCGCUGGUCGCGGUAGACGGACGGCUGCGUCUGCCACGCCGGAGGUUGAGAGUGACGAGGACGAGGAUGAGCUUGCCCAGACUGAAGCGCCGAAAAAGCGCGCGGGGAGGCCAAAGACAAAGCCAGUAGAGGCCACUGAGAAGACCUCGACUGCUCCUAAGACGAGGGGUAGGCCUAAGGGCAGCAGCAAUACCAAGACUAGCACCUCUUCGUCGACUGCUGGGAAAGAAAACACACAGCGGAAGACGCGGACGCAGGCGAGUGUCGAGCCCGAGCCUGAAAUCGAGCAGGCCCCGAAAGAAAUAUAUAUCGCGACAAACUCUACAAGCAUGCGAUCGAACAUCCUGCGUGGGCCAGCCAAAAAGAAGAAGGUCACGUUCCGCGACCCCGAUUCGGACGAAGACAUGAGUGAACCCAUACCUCCCCCGGCUGGACGGAGAAGAGCCGCUACACCUGCGAAGAAGGCUGGGCUCGGAGCCAAGCCUGUUCGCAGCUCUCCUGCUGCCUCCGGUCGGGGCCGUAAACCGGCAGCUGCGAAGAAGGACGCCUCGAAGCCUCUUUCACCGAAGAAGGCAACGCAAGUCGCCAAGUCUAUCUCGUCAUACGUCAGCUCGGAUGGUGAAGACGACGAGCUGAAUGUUAUCAAAAGCCCGGUCAGAAUUACUGUCGACUCUCCCACCAAACACGGAUCAACAAAUACUGGAUUAAGCUCCCCGGUAAAACGAAUCAACUUUGCGCCCACUUCGCCUCACAAAAAGGUCGACGAAAACGGAGAGCCCACCGCCCACUUCCCCAUGCCGAUGGAUUUCAGCGAGUCGCUUUUCAUGUCCAGCCCUGCUCGCCGCCCUACCCCGUCGCCCUUCAAUUUCACGAUGAGGGAAACCCCUAGACGUGGUGGAUUCACCCUUCGGGAGGAUAUGAAGCCUUUGAGUCAGCCAGACCAGACGCCAACUAAGAGCUCGCCCUUAAAAGCAUCUCCUAAAAAGGCCAAAUUGGAGACCCCAAGGCGUGGUAAUCUGGGCUUCCUCGACGAGAGCAAACCGCUCGCCCAGCCGAACUUCACCCCAGGACACAACUCUCCACUCAAAUCUUCGCCUAAGAAGGGUCUUUUCAGUAUUUCGCUUCCCUCACAGCCUGCUCCCCCUGUAUCAUCGACGCCAUUGAAAUCUGCGAGUCUACUACACAGUCCUGCAAAGAAAAUCGCAUCUCCGUUCAAGAGCUCUUUGAUGAGGCGGUCUCCCUUGGUUGAAGAUCAUCCGUCAGAGACUGAAGACCAUGAAGAAAGCUACACACCAACUCAAAGCCCUCCAAAGCCUAUCAACUUUGAUGAUUUGGAAGACGACAUGGAGACGGAGGAUGAUGCCGAGCAGCCCGAUGCUCCUACUUUUGAAGAAGUCGCAGAUGACUUCCCCACUGAGAAUGAAUCGCACAUCGAACAAAAGACAGACAGCUACGCCCACCAAACCGAGGAUCCUGAAACCUCUGACGAUGAGCUUGCAGAGGAGCCUCAAGAAUACACUUCCAAGGACAUGGAUGAUCAUUACGCAGCAGCUGAAGAUGGCGUUCCUGAGGACCCUAUGGAUCCAUUGGAACUUCAGGUGGAAGAGGUUGAUAGCGAGCAACCUAAGGAGCUGGCCGAGAAUGAUUUCGAAGAGGACAAGAACAUCGAUGACGAGGAUGCCCACAACUUGGAAGAACAAAUGCAUGACGCAGAGGAGAACGACGACCCCGUUUCUGUCCUAGACCAUGAUCAAACUGACCGUCGUGCGGAGUCAGAGGAAGUUCAAGAAGAGCCAAUGGAAAACGAGCCCGAGCAAUCUACAAUCAGAGAGGAGCCUGCUUCUGCCCGUCGACACAGCCUUAUUGAAGGACUUGAAGAUGUCUUUGUCGACGCCCCGCUUGCUACCAACAAUAUGAAUGAUGAACCCGAAUCCAUCGGCGGUGAUGACAUGUCAGAAGCUGAUGGCGAGGAGCAUAAUAUGGUUGGGUCCAACAACCAGUACGAUGAAGAAUACUACGACAUUGGCGAUGACUAUGCGUUCGAUGACGACGAGGAGACAAUCGUGGCCUUCGAAAUGACUGGUCAGCAAGAGAUGUUUGAUGCGCCAGCCAUUGCGAAUGAACAACCCCAGGAUAACGCUCCUCAAGAAGUCGAAAUUCAACGCUCACCCAGCCCAGUUGAAUCGACGGGACAGGAAAUGGUUCAAGCGCUAGUCAGUCAUGAGGAUGGAGUGCAGGAAAGCGCUUCUCAUGAAGAUGAAACGGAUUCAAACACAGAUGACAUGUCUGAUUCCGAGCCUGCUGCUGAGGGAAGCAUCCAAGCCAACAAGGAUGCUAGCCCUCAAGUACAAACCCAGUCUGAGCACCAGUCUCCUGCUCCGGCUACUGAAGCCCAUCGUGGUAACCGCCCACGGUUCACGCUACUGGCAGAUCAGCUCAGUGGUUGGAAGGCCAGCAGCCCCGAAAAGCCUCAAGCGAGGCGGUCAAAGAGGAAGGGUGUUUUCUCUCUUGGUGGUGGCCUGAGAAGAUCUAGCGGUGUUUCUCGUACUUCCCGUCUCUCUGGGCAGGUGUCAUAUCCUGAAAUCCCCGCUCAGGAAGACAACGAAGCCCCAGGAUUGUCUGAUCAAGAGCAAAUCCUCGACGCUCAGGAAGUUGCCACUCAUGACGCUACGAUGCACGAGCCUGAAGCAAUCCAAGAGAAUGCCCAGGAGACUCAGCCAUCCAUUGAGCAGCCCAACUUUGAGAUCUUCAGUGACCCGGACCCUGAAGUGAUUCAGACCGAGUCGGCUGAGCAAAAGGAUUCUUACAACGCAGUCCCAGGCUCUUCAAAUGAGGAUCAAGGUUCAGCCAAGCCUGCAUCUCCGGCUCAAGAGGCUUCAUUUGAGGAGGAUGACGACAAGGAGAACGAUGAUAUCCCUCUUCCUGGACCAGUGACUCCGGUGAAGAACAAGAGCAACCAAAUGCAGACAUUCCAUACGGUGUCAAAGGUGCCACUGAAGGGAGAAGGAGAGAUCUCUCCCCUGAAACCAUCUCGCAAACGAGGCUUGUCGUUAUCGGGUACCUCGCCUACUCGGUCCUCUUCCAGAAUCCGCAAGUCUUUGGGUCCCCUAGAGCCGGCUUCCUUGCGCCCACCUCGCAAACUUCCUCGUCUUGAGCAGGACUCAAUCCCUAAGCUGCAACCGAAUAUGUCCCGAAGAAGGAGCUCCAUAGCCCAACAGCCUAGAAGUGACAAGAAACCCUCGCGUCCUUCUAGCCCGACGAAGGGUCCCCGAAAGAGUCUGAAUGCAGCCAGCCUGGUCUUGCGGGGGACCGUCGUUUUUGUUGAUGUUCAUACCACGGAAGGAGAGGAUGCCAGCGGUAUCUUCAUCGAGCUUCUGCAGCAAAUGGGGGCUCGAUGCGUGAAAAACUGGUCCUGGAACCCUCGCGCCAGCGUUUCACCGGACGAGGACCCUCAAACCAAGGAAGCCAGAGUGGGUAUAACCCACGUCGUCUACAAAGAUGGAGGCGUGCGAACUCUCGAGAAGGUCAGACACGCCAGAGGCCUGGUGAAGUGCGUUGGAGUCGGUUGGGUUCUUGACUGCGAGCGAGAAGGCAAAUGGCUCGACGAAGCCCACUACGCAGUUGACAGCUCCAUCAUCCCCCGCGGCGGAGCCAAGCGCAGAAAGAGCAUGGAGCCCCGAGCCCUCAGCAACGUCAACGGCACCCUCGUCACCAGCACCGCCGCGCGGUCCGGCGCAGACGUCGAAGAGUUCAAGCGCCACACCCCCACCCCUCCUCUCGAAGAGCCGUCCACCCCUACCAACACCCGACAGUACGACGCGGACAUCAACGAGCGCUACUUCCAAACCCCCAAGACGCCGGGCUACGGCUUCAACAUCGACGCCAUCGGCAUGUCCCCCGCUACUCCCUACUACCUUUCUCAGCGGAACAAGCUCGUGCAGCAAACCUGCCCUCCGAAACAGCUUCAGCAGGGUCUCUUCUCGAAAGCGGGCCCCUCGGAGGAGCCGUCGCAGAAGCUAAGAACGAAGCUUGAAGCCGCUCGCAGGAAGAGCUUGGCUUAUAAGCCGAGGGUUGGGAGUCCUUUGAUUGAGUGAUCAAUCUAUCAAUCAAGACUAAAUAAAACGAAAAGAAAUAAAUGUACAGUUGGCUUGAGGAUCGGUGUUGAGGUUGCUUGUCUUUUUUAUUUUUCAAGUUUUGGGAUCUCUUUUUGUGAUGUGUUUCUAUGUGUUGGUUUUGUUUUGAUCAGAUACAUACCCCUUUGCAGAAUGAUUUUUUCUUUUCUUCUUCUUCUU
This is a messenger RNA of Aspergillus steynii IBT 23096, 4617 nucleotides long. RefSeq lists its product as uncharacterized. The record is from RefSeq and is a predicted model, not a curated record. The transcript is spliced from 4 exons. The coding region runs from base 1 to 4419 and encodes 1472 amino acids. NCBI's taxonomy places the organism in Eukaryota, Fungi, Ascomycota, Eurotiomycetes, Eurotiales, Aspergillaceae. Gene Ontology annotation, biological process: mitotic cell cycle.